AAAAGCAUGCAACAAGACUUGGAAGAAAUUAUCAAGCCAAAGUUGCGCAAUCCAGAAAAAAUAAAAAUGACAGAAUGUGAUUGGCAAAUACAUAACUCUGCCAGAAAAUGUUAUAUAUGUGAAGGUUCUCUACAUGAAACCCGAUAUAAUAAAGUAAAAUAUUUCGAUACUUCCAGAAAAUCCAUAGGUGCUUCACAUUAUGGCUGUGUUAAAAUCAAAUGUGAGGCCACAGAAGAAAAACUUGCAGAGGCUAUGUAUCAUACAGAAGGUUUAAGUAUAGAAGAAGAAAAUAUAUUCAAAACAGCGUCCGAAUAUUAUAUAUGUAAGAUGAAACUUCAAGCUGAUAUAAAUAAAAACAAG
Messenger RNA from Racocetra persica, 360 nucleotides. Lineage: Eukaryota; Fungi; Glomeromycota; Glomeromycetes; Diversisporales; Gigasporaceae. The record is from the annotation of a GenBank genome assembly.